UAUAUAUAUUCAAGAUGGAUCAGUUUAGAAGGCUUCUUAGCGUCAGUUUCUCACCUUCGAAAGCCUGUGAAACAGUCAGUAUAUUCAUUUUGAGACAAAUAUAUAUUUAUAUUCGACAUGACAUCGUUCAUUUGUGUUAAAAGUUGAAUAGAUCGGACUCGAAAUGCAAAAGUUCAAGUUCGAGUCCGAUUCCUUCAAAAAAUAUCCUAGUUUAAAUUGUAUUGUGAUUCUGUAAUGUUUACUAGUAAACAGUAAAAUGUCCUGCCAUGAUUUCUGAUACUAUUUGGUUAGUUAUACGUGGAGAAAAGAAAAGGAAAUUAAAUUCUUCGAUUUCAAGGAUGUGUUAUAUUUUUCUACUUAAUUAAACUAACUAGUUUGUUUCGAAAGAAAAAGUGUUACUUUCUAAUGUCUAUAUUUUCUAAUUAGAAACGGGAAACAUAUAUCUUUUCCUUGUAUUUUCUUCUUUCCCGUAUAUUUUCCAUAUAUCAAGCCCACAUAUAUCUUUUCAUUUUUCUUCUACUUUUUUAAUUGUUUGAAAGAUUAAACUCUCAUCUAUUAUAUCAUUUUUCUCCUGUAGUUUUAUCACUUCUUUCGAGAUAAACAAAUGUCUCGAGACAACUCGUCCUCUUCUGCUUUAUCUGAUAUACAGCAGAUAUUGACUAAAUUAGCUAUUUUACCAAUAAUGCACAAGUAUAUAAUGAUCAUUUUGUACUUAAUUGGAAAUAUUGGUUGUAUUUUAAAUGUAUUUAUAUUUCUUCAACAUCAGCUACGUUCAAAUCCAUGUUCAAUAUAUUUUUUGUCGUCGACUAUAAUUGAUUUUCUUAUAAUAAAUAAAUUUCUUCUUCUUGGUGUAUUGAAUGCAUGGGAUAAUACAAUAACUUCAUCUCCACGUAUCAGUUCAUUAUGGUGUAAAAUGUCUAAUUAUCUUCUGCUUAUUUUGCCAGUACUUUCAUCUACAUACAUUGUAUUGGCAUCAAUUGAUCGUUAUUGUACAAGUUCAUUAAAUCAUAAAAUUCGACAACUAAGUACAGCAAGAACAUCACGCAUAGCUGUUACAGUGACAUUCAUUGUUUGGGCAAUAUUCUCACUUCAUAUUCCAUUGACAUUUGAUAUUAUUAAUCGUACACCCGGAGAACCAAAAUCAUGUACAGUCCCAAAGAAUCACGACACAUUUGUAAUUAUAGUCAUAGCUUGUUCACGUAUUAUGUGA
Molecule: messenger RNA, 1210 nt
Organism: Didymodactylos carnosus
Lineage: Eukaryota; Metazoa; Rotifera; Eurotatoria; Philodinida; Philodinidae
Source: the annotation of a GenBank genome assembly